AUGGUGUUCAAAUGGACGCGUGCCCUUUCUCGCGAAGGGUUUACCACUUCGAAUUUCUAUUUUUCAGAAUUGGACGAAUCAUCAUAUUAUAUAGACAGAAUCUUACGACCGCAUUACAUCGCAGUUAUAUCUAAUUCCAACGAGAUAAAUGAGUUCUCUUUAGCAAUCAAGAACUUUAACAUGUCAUAUGCUAAGUGGCUAGUGAUAUUCAUUUACGAGGAACGCGACUCCGAUUAUUGUCACAAUCCAUCAGGUAACAUAUUUCAUUUAAAAUACAAUUCGGAAAUAUUGGUCCGUUGCGGUACGGAAAAUAUUUUACGAGAGUGGUAUUCCAUCGAUUCGAAUCGAACUGAGGUCGACGAUGUAGCAACUUGGAGUUUGGAGAAAGGAAUUAUUAAUAUUGCACCAAGUGCUCUUUACGAGAGAAGAUAUAAUUUACGGCGUUUGGUCAUGAGAACCGUUAUAGUUAGGAAUUCACCAUUCGUAAAAAUAAAUAAGAACGGCGAAUUAGACGGCAUGUUCGGUAAAAUAUUAAUAGAACUUUGUGAGACACUUAAUUUUACUUUCGACAUUGUUUCGGAAGUUGAAGAGUACGGAACUUGGAAUCCAAAAAAAAAAACUUGGUCCGGAGCAGUGGGAGAAUUAUAUGCUGGACGUGCUGACAUUUCCCUUUCAGAUUUUUCUAUGACCAGUGCAAGAUUGAAUGUCGUUGACUUCACCCUUCCUCUUUUGAUUUCCAAAACAUAUCUUUACAUUAAAAAACCACAAACUUUCUCCAAUUAUAUUUGGAUUGCUAUAUUCGGAAUAUUAAUUCUUGCACCGAUAUUACUAGUUUUUCUCAAAAUAAAAGAUGGAAGGGAUCGUAACAUAGGGCGUUUAUUGUCCGAUAAUUUUCUCGAGAUUUGGGGCAUAUUUUGUCAACAGGGGCUCGCAGAUUUUCCUAAAAGAUCUUCGUUAAAAAUCGCAUACUUCUCUGUAUUUCUUUUGGCUGCAGUCUUAUCAGCUGCCUAUUCCGCGGCUUUGAUAAGCUUUUUAACAUCUGCUGUCAUCAUUUUACCGUUUCGUUCAUUAGAGGGCUUCGUUGCGGACGGUACUUAUCAAUUUGUCGUUAUCCGUGGUUCUGCGGAUUAUGAUCUGUUUGUAAAUUCGGCAGAUCCGCUUGCAAAGAAAUUAAUGAAAUUUAUGUUAAAAGAGGAGGAAUUACCAUUAACUGCAAUAGAAGGGUUUAGAAAAGUUUGCAAAAAUGAGAAACUAGCGAUUUAUGCGUCCAACGAGGUAGAGAAGUCUCUUAAUUUUAAAAUACCGUGCAAUGUGAUUUCUAUUGAAACUGGGCGUAUCGAUAGUUUAGCAAUUAUUUUAUCUAAGCACAAUCCAUUCACGGACGUUAUCAAUUUUCACUUGCAGAAAUUUAUCAAUAAUGGAAUGAUGAAUCGUUUGAAGGAUAUGCCAUUUAAAAUGAAAUCUGAUAAUAUAAUCAAGCAUCAACCGGUUUUAAUAACCAGUGUAAUGUCCCUUAUUUUCUUCAUACUAAUUGGUAUUGUUUUGAGUACAUGUAUUUUGAUCUUAGAGAAGUCUUUUUUUGCUUAUAAGAAUAAGAAGGGUUCGAUGGUAGGACGUAUGCCGUUAAAAAAAUCGCCAGAAUUUUAUGUUUUAAAUUAA
This is a messenger RNA of Vespula pensylvanica (western yellowjacket), 1659 nucleotides long. Its product is annotated as glutamate receptor 1-like. The transcript is spliced from 8 exons. Gene Ontology annotation, cellular component: membrane. Bases 1 to 1659 code for a protein of 552 amino acids. Gene Ontology annotation, molecular function: glutamate-gated receptor activity. Lineage: Eukaryota; Metazoa; Arthropoda; Insecta; Hymenoptera; Vespidae. The record is from RefSeq and is a predicted model, not a curated record.